Mugil cephalus (flathead mullet) is the source of this 2805-nucleotide messenger RNA. RefSeq names its product solute carrier family 52 member 2 (gene slc52a2). Bases 151 to 2715 code for a protein of 854 amino acids. Gene Ontology annotation, cellular component: plasma membrane. Gene Ontology annotation, biological process: riboflavin transport. Gene Ontology annotation, molecular function: 3'-5'-RNA exonuclease activity; riboflavin transmembrane transporter activity. Lineage: Eukaryota; Metazoa; Chordata; Actinopteri; Mugiliformes; Mugilidae. The transcript is spliced from 3 exons. The record is from RefSeq and is a predicted model, not a curated record.
GGAAAGACCGUCCAAUCAGCGAGCAGCAAAGUGUUCCUCCAUCUCCGCCGUGUGUUGUGAAGGCAGGGGAGGGAGACGCACGCAGGAAAGUCGCGGUGCUUUUGUUUAUGGUUGUGCUUGCUGAGGGUUGAAGAUCGCGUAAAGCACACAAUGGAGAAGGGUCGAGAUUUUUCUCUCUGCGGGAAAGCAGCUGUAACCGAAGCUAAUCUGAGAGAUGAGUAUUUUUGGAAGCUUGUUGCUGACUUCAUUGGUCCUCAGUCAGGAGAAGGAUUAGAGCUUCAUAAGACACCAUGUAAGAACCGACUUCUGAUUCAAGUUGGACUCAUGACGGAGGACAAUAAUUUUCCGUGGAUGGCCGUCGUAAAUUGGCUCAAGAAAAUCUUCCCCUGGCACCAAUCAGCUGACUUUCGACGCUUAAUUGAAAGAGGCAUCGCAACGACACUGAGUCUGGGAAGUGAGGCGAGACAGACCUUCCUGGAGUCUGAAGUGAACUUUCACUUCGUUGGCCCGAUAUGUGAUAGCAUUGGUGUUGAACGACAGCACCUUCUGGAGAUGAGGGACUUUUCAGAACAGGCUCAGUCAAUUGAAGUCACAAACGGCUUGAUUCUGGAGUUGAGCAACUUUGUCACCAGGGAGAAAAUUGCCCCGGUGGUUCUCGUCACGUGGCUCAGGAACUUCAACCCUGAGUUUUGUGAGAACGGCAAUAUUCAAAAGGCAUAUAAAGUCCUCAGGUCGAAGAUAAAAAACUUAAAAAUGUGUUACCGCAAUUAUGAAACAAGAAGCCACAGGAGGAACGCGGCGAUGGAAAAUCUGCUUCAGAGUCCGUUUGAACUUGUGCGGGAAAAAAAGGAAAAAUUUAAAGUGAAGAAACGCAUGAGGAGGGACGACUCUUUCGAUUAUGAAAAAGUUGCCAUAAAGGAGGAAUGUGAGGGUUAUGAAAUCAUGCAAGUAGAGGAGAAAAGAGAAGUCGUGAGAAAGAAAACACAGAGAGCUGCGCAUGAAGGAAGUGAUGGAGAUUUGGACUUGUCCAAUGGCAGAGAUGAAGCCUUGUCGCGCAAAGAAGAAUGUCAGACGCUGCUCGAUAUCGCAAUGCUGUCCGUCCAAAAGCUGUCAAGUGUUUACGGCGGGAAAACCUCGGCAUGCAAGCAGCUGUCCUUAGAUCUGCUCAAGAACCAGUACGCCCUGACAUGCAAGGAGCAUCCGGCCAUGGCCGAGUUUGAGGUAAACCUCAAGUCGGUGUGUGAAGACAUUCCCCUGGCCUCUCCUGUGGCGUUUUUAAACUGCAACGCCCAUUUCCUCGUUGACGUGCACGAUGCGGUCGAGCAGCAGGUUUUGAGCUUUGAAAAGGAGAUCAUUUCAUCAGCGGAAGUGAAACUGGGACGGGACAAGCUUCCAAAAUUCAGCAACUUUGUGAAUAUGCCAGAAAGUGCUACUUCACGCUACAUUCACAUGGCUUGUGAUGUCCUGAGCCCUCGUACCUCUAAUAGGUCAAAAUACAGUAAAUACUGGGCAGCGUUCUGUAAGGAGAAGAAGAAUCCCUCCAGGCUUUCGGUGAAUCAUUCGAAUCGCUUCAACAACUACUUCGAAGCUGCAGCGGGUCUCAUUCACCACCACAGAGAGAUCUCGCCCUUCUUCUCGGAUCUGUUGUCACUGAACAACGAAACGUGCCCCAACAUCGUUCUGGAGAGUGUCGCCGCAGAUGCGAAUGACCCUGUGAUUCAGAGCCUCGUGUGUGUUCUGGCCAUCGUUUACUGCAAAAUCCUCGGCCCUUACUGGCAGCUGUUGAAGAGCACAGGGGAGUACUCGCUCUUCGGCCGCUACAUACUCGGUCUCUACCAAAAGUUCCUCGAUUGGUCGAAGGAUCCUUCAACUCUGCUGGAGCCAGAGGAAACCACUGAUGUUUUCCUACAGUUCCCACUGCAGGAGAGAACUUUCGAAGGGGUGUUUGAUUACUGCGGCCACUGGCACACAAACCGAGACCUCAUCAGAACCUGCUUGAAAAGGACGGUGAAGGCAAUCGCCGCCGUCACCGAUGAACACCUGAAGGAUUUUCUGCCGGGGGGAACAUUUUCUCAAGUUCCGUCGACAGAUUUGAGCUUGCGGCUGGCGAGUUGCACGUUCUCCGUGUUGAUGGCGGAAUACCCUUUCGGUGACGAGGAGCAAAAACCCGCCAAGUCGUCCAAGCGCUCCUCAAACGUCUUCUCGGAUAGCUCCCAGGAAGACGAGAACCUGUCCGGGUUGUCGGACGACAGCUUCGAUGGCCAUGAAGAUCACGGCAGCAGCCCGCAGGCGAGAAAGGGCGGCAAUAAAGAAAAGGCAGGAAGGUUUCGCCCGGAGGAGAUGGAGGUGAACAUGGAUAAAGAUUACAUAAUGGCUACUGUGAGUAAAAAUGGGGGGCCAUGCAAGUCGCAGCAGGACGUCGAUAAAAUGAUGCUGCGCUUUGAUGGAAAGUCCCGAGCGGAGAAAUGGGAAGCGGUGCGCUGCGAGAUCGAGUACCACAGGAUGAUCCUCAACAACACAAACCCGCACUUGAACUUUGUUUACCGAAACACCACCCAAAUGGUGCUGAAGCUGAAGCUCGCGCUCCCUCGGGUGAAACCCGGGUACUCUCUCGUCUGGGCACCCAGAAUGACGAAAUUAAAGCGCGUAGCUGCGCCUGCGGCUGAUCAGACUGAAAACAGCAGCACAUUAAAGACUCAGACAUAUGAUGUUUAGCAGAAGGAAACUUUAACAUGUGACUUCCUCAUAUGGCACACGCUGACCUCAACUUUUCUCUUCAAAAUAUAAAUAUACUGUAUAAUUCUA